Molecule: messenger RNA, 3875 nt
Organism: Eptesicus fuscus (big brown bat)
Lineage: Eukaryota; Metazoa; Chordata; Mammalia; Chiroptera; Vespertilionidae
Gene: CACHD1
Product: cache domain containing 1
Exons: 27
Coding region: 12-3875 (1287 amino acids)
Cellular component (GO): voltage-gated calcium channel complex
Molecular function (GO): voltage-gated calcium channel activity
Source: RefSeq, a predicted model, not a curated record
GGGGAGGCAGCAUGGCCCGCGAGCCGGAGGAAGAGGAGCCGGCGGGGGCGGCCGCCCUGGCCCGCGGCGGCCGGGGCUUGCCCGGCCGGGCCGGGGCGGGAGCGCGGCGGCCGUCCCUCUGGCUGUUCUGCGUGGUCGCGUGCUGGCUGCUGGGCGCGGUGGCCCACGCCGACUUCUCCAUCCUGGACGAGGCGCAAGUGCUGGCGAGCCAGAUGCGGAGGCUAGCGGCAGAGGAGCUGGGGGUCGUCACCAUGCAGCGGAUAUUCAACUCCUUUGUUUACACUGAGAAAAUCUCAAAUGGAGAAAGUGAAGUACAGCAGCUAGCCAAAAAAAUCCGAGAGAAGUUCAACCGUUACUUGGAUGUGGUCAACCGGAACAAGCAAGUUGUAGAAGCGUCCUAUACGGCUCACCUGACAUCUCCCCUCACUGCAAUUCAAGACUGUUGUACGAUCCCACCCUCCAUGAUGGAAUUCGAUGGCAACUUCAAUACCAAUGUAUCUAGAACAAUUAGUUGUGAUCGACUUUCUACUACUGUGAAUAGCCGGGCCUUCAAUCCGGGACGAGACUUAAAUUCAGUUCUUGCAGACAACCUGAAAUCCAACCCUGGGAUCAAGUGGCAGUAUUUCAGUUCGGAAGAAGGGAUAUUCACUGUCUUCCCGGCACACAAGUUCCGGUGUAAGGGCAGCUAUGAGCAUCGCAGUAGACCUAUCUACGUCUCGACAGUCCGGCCGCAGUCCAAGCACAUAGUAGUGAUCCUGGACCACGGGGCCUCCGUCACCGACACGCAGCUCCAGAUCGCCAAGGAUGCCGCCCAGGUCAUCCUCAGCGCCAUCGACGAGCACGAUAAGAUCUCGGUGCUGACGGUGGCAGACACUGUGAGGACCUGCUCCCUGGACCAGUGCUACAAGACGUUCCUGUCUCCAGCCACCAGUGAGACCAAAAGGAAGAUGUCCACCUUCGUCAGCAGCGUCAAAUCUUUGGACAGUCCUACCCAGCACGCCGUGGGGUUUCAAAAGGCAUUUCAGCUGAUUCGGAGCACAAAUAACAACACAAAGUUCCAAGCAAAUACAGACAUGGUCAUCAUUUACCUGUCAGCUGGCCUUACAUCAAAGGAAGAAGAUAAAAAGGCGACGCUCCGUAUCAUCAAUGAAGAAAAUAGCUUUCUAAACAACUCCGUGAUGAUUCUCACCUAUGCCCUCAUGAACGAUGGGGUGACUGGUUUGAAAGAGCUGGCUUUUCUGAGAGAUCUGGCUGAACAGAACUCAGGAAAGUAUGGCGUGCCGGACCGGACAGCCUUGCCCGUGAUUAAGGGCAGCAUGAUGGUGCUAAACCAGCUGAGUAACCUGGAGACCACAGUCGGCAGGUUCUAUACCAACCUUCCCAACCGGAUGAUUGAUGAAGCCGUCUUUAGCCUCCCCUUCUCCGAUGAGAUGGGAGAUGGUUUGAUAAUGACAGUGAGUAAACCCUGUUAUUUUGGAAACCUACUCCUGGGAAUUGUAGGUGUGGACGUGAACCUGGCUUAUAUCCUUGAAGAUGUGACGUAUUACCAAGACUCUUUGGCUUCCUAUACUUUUCUCAUAGAUGACAAAGGGUAUACACUUAUGCACCCAUCUCUUACCAGGCCAUAUUUGCUAUCAGAACCCCCUCUUCAUACUGACAUCAUUCAUUAUGAAAAUAUCCCAAAAUUUGACUUGGUUCGGCAAAAUAUUCUAAGCCUCCCUCUGGGCAGCCAGAUUAUCGCAGUGCCUGUGAACUCCUCCCUGUCCUGGCACAUAAACAAGCUGAGAGAGACCGGGAAGGAGGCAUACAACGUUAGCUACGCCUGGAAGAUGGUACAAGACACUUCCUUUAUUCUCUGUAUUGUGGUGAUACAACCAGAAAUACCUGUCAGACAACUGAAGAACCUCAACACCGUGCCCAGCAGCAAGCUGCUGUACCACCGGCUGGACCUCCUGGGCCAGCCCAGUGCUUGCCUCCACUUCAAACAGCUGGCCACUCUAGAGAGUCCAACCGUCAUGCUGUCUGCUGGCAGCUUUUCCUCCCCCUACGAGCACCUCAGCCAGCCCGAGACAAAGCGCAUGGUGGAGCACUACACAGCCUACCUCAGUGACAACACCCGCCUCAUUGCCAACCCGGGGCUCAAAUUCUCUGUCAGAAAUGAAGUAAUGGCUACCAGCCACGUCACAGAUGAAUGGAUGACACAAAUGGAAAUGAGCAGCCUGAACACGUACAUUGUCCGCCGUUACAUAGCAACACCCAAUGGCGUCCUCAGAAUUUAUCCUGGUUCCCUCAUGGACAAAGCAUUUGAUCCCACUAGGAGACAAUGGUAUCUCCAUGCAGUAGCUAAUCCAGGGCUGAUUUCUUUGACUGGACCUUACUUAGAUGUUGGAGGAGCUGGCUACGUGGUGACUAUUAGCCAUACAAUUCAUUCAUCCAGUACACAGAUGUCUUCUGGUCACACUGUGGCUGUGAUGGGCAUUGACUUCACGCUUAGAUACUUCUACAAGGUUCUGAUGGACUUAUUGCCUGUUUGUAACCAAGAUGGCGGCAACAAAAUAAGGUGCUUCAUCAUGGAGGACAGGGGUUACCUGGUAGCACAUCCGACCCUCAUUGACCCCAAAGGCCACGCGCCUGUGGAACAGCAGCACAUCACCCACAAGGAGCCCCUGGUAGCAAAUGACAUCCUGAACCACCCCAACUUCGUCAAGAAAAACUUGUGCAACAGCUUCAGUGACAGGACAGUACAGAGGUUUUACAAGUUCAACACUAGCCUCGUGGGGGAUUUGACGAACCUUGUGCACGGCAGCCACUGUUCAAAGUACAGGCUGGCAAGGAUCCCGGGAACCAACGCGUUUGUGGGCAUUGUCAACGAAACGUGCGACUCCCUUGCCUUCUGUGCUUGUAGCAUGGUGGACCGGCUCUGCCUCAACUGUCACCGAAUGGAACAAAACGAAUGUGAAUGUCCCUGUGAGUGCCCUCUGGAGGUCAAUGAGUGUACUGGCAACCUCACCAAUGCAGAAAACCGAAACCCAAGCUGCGAGGUCCACCAGGAGCCGGUGACGUACACAGCUACGGACCCUGGCCUGCAAGAUGCUCUUCACCAGUGUGUCAACAGCAGGUGCAGUCAGAGGAUGGAGAGCGGGGACUGCUUUGGUGUGCUGGACUGUGAGUGGUGCAUGGUGGACAGCGAUGGAAAGACUCACCUGGACAAAGCCUACUGUGCGCCCCAGAAAGAAUGCUUUGGGGGCAUUGUGGGAGCCAAAAGUCCCUACGCGGAUGACAUGGGAGCCAUAGGUGAUGAGGUGAUCACAUUGAACAUGAUUAAAAGUGCCCCCGUGGGCCCCGUGGCCGGAGGCAUCAUGGGGUGCAUCAUGGUGCUGGUCCUCGCCGUGUACGCCUACCGCCAUCAGAUUCACCGCCGGAGCCAUCAGCACAUGUCUCCUCUGGCCGCUCAAGAAAUGUCAGUGCGUAUGUCCAACCUGGAGAAUGACAGGGAUGAAAGGGACGACGACAGCCACGAAGACAGAGGCAUCAUCAGCAAUACUCGGUUCAUAGCCGCGGUCAUGGAGCGGCACGCACACAGCCCGGAGAGGAGGCGUCGCUACUGGGGCCGCUCGGGAACCGAGAGUGAUCAUGGCUACAGCACGAUGAGCCCGCAGGAGGACAGUGAGAACCCUCCGUGCAACAAUGACCCCUUGUCAGCAGGGGUGGACGUGGGGAACCACGACGAGGACUUGGACCUGGACGCCCCUCCUCAGACGGCGGCCCUCCUCAGUAACAAGUUCCACCACUACCGCUUGCCCCACCCCACGCUCCAUCACAGCCACCACCUCCAGGCGGCCGUGACCGUCCACAGCGUGGACGCGGAGUGCUAA